AUGAACUUAUCCGUGUCUCGUAUCCUUCGUGGAGGGGCAGUACGCCGAAUAGCAAUAGGCCAAAGAGGGAAUGCCGACGCCGGUACUCAGCUGACAGCACUGAGCCCAACGCUGCUUAGUGUAUUGGCAGGCAGUGCCGCUGGUGCGAUUGGGGUCGGGGUUGCCUUCCCACUCGACACGUUGAAAACCAAAGCGCAGACCAUGCGCUCUCUCGGAAAUGAUGUUGGUACUAUUGCAACUACUACGACUGCUACUGGUACGGGUGAAGGGACGUGGUCUCCUCAAUCCGAAAAACUCAACAUGAUCCAGCUUAUUGGCGUCAUAUGGAAUCGUGAGGGUCUCGAUGGUUUCUUUUCGGGAGUGAAGGGCAUGAUGAUAGGUCAAGCCAUCAUUAAGGCAUUGGCGUUUUCGGCAAACGCGAAUGCGCUUUCUUGUCUAAAAGCAUCCGACUGGUCGCAAGACCUUUCGACGGGUAGCAUUUUGCUAGUUGCUGCGUGCUUUGCAGGUUUCGUCUCCAGUUUUGUCGUGGCUCCUAUUGAACGUAUUAAAGUUAUGAUGCAAUCAUCGUCACCCGGCAAGUAUAUGAACGAGCUGUACUGCCUUCAGGUAGUGCUCCACAAUGAAGGUAUUGCGGGGCUAUUGACCCGUGGGCUUGGGGCGACUUUGGCCCGAGAAAUACCAUCUUAUGGAAUUUAUUUUUGGCUGUACGGGUUUCUAUCCCAGAGCCCUAUCGCUUCCUUACUACCCGCCACGGUGGCGCCACUGAUCUUUGGGGCAAUCGCGGGAAUGUCGUCCUGGCUGCCUGUUUAUCCUAUUGACGUUGUUAAGACCACUCUGCAAAACACAGAAGGUGGUAUGCAACCCAACUUGACCGGCGAAGGCGCCAAUCCGACAGCUUGGCAAGUUGUGUGUGAGUUGUACCGAGAUGGAGGAAUAGGGAUCUUUUUCGAUGGUCUCGACGCUAAAAUGCUAAGGGCAGCUGUCAACCACGCUGUCACAUUUUCCAUUUACGACUGGCUGAUGAACACAGUGUUCGUGGCGAACAUAUAA
Messenger RNA from Phaeodactylum tricornutum CCAP 1055/1, 1050 nucleotides. RefSeq lists its product with no specific name. Gene Ontology annotation, molecular function: transmembrane transporter activity. The record is from RefSeq and is a predicted model, not a curated record. Gene Ontology annotation, biological process: transport. The transcript has a single exon. Lineage: Eukaryota; Bacillariophyta; Bacillariophyceae; Surirellales; Neidiaceae. The coding region runs from base 1 to 1050 and encodes 349 amino acids.